Oreochromis aureus is the source of this 1907-nucleotide messenger RNA. RefSeq names its product fibroin heavy chain-like. The transcript is spliced from 3 exons. Bases 1 to 1779 code for a protein of 592 amino acids. NCBI's taxonomy places the organism in Eukaryota, Metazoa, Chordata, Actinopteri, Cichliformes, Cichlidae. The record is from RefSeq and is a predicted model, not a curated record.
AUGGUCUCUGGUGAAGAGAAUCCCCAAAACUCCACAUUUAUCCAGACUUAUGAUAGUGGUUCAGGUGCAGCAGUUCCUUUAGUUGCAUCUGGUUGUUUGGGUGUAGUGGAUGGUUCAGGUAUUGGUUCAGGUCCAGCCGUGGGUUCAGACGCAGCUGUUGGUUCAGGUGCAGCUGUUGGCUCAGGUGCAGUGGAUGGUUCAGGUAUUGGCUCAGGUGCAGCCGUGCGUUCAGAUGCAGCUGUUGGUUCAGGUGCAGCUGUUGGUUCAGGUGCAGUAAAUGGUUCAGGUAUUGGUUCAGGUGCAGCUGUGGGUUCAGGUGCAGCUGUUGGUUCAGGUGCAGCUGUGGGUUCAGGUGCAGCUGUUGGUUCAGGUGCAGCUGUGGGUUCAGAUGCAGCUGUUGGUUCAGGUGCAGCUGUUGGUUCAGGUGCAGUAAAUGGUUCAGGUAUUGGUUCAGGUGCAGCUGUGGGUUCAGGUGCAGCUGUUGGUUCAGGUACUGGUUCAGGUGCAGCUGUUGGUUCAUGUGCAGUGAAUGGUUCAGGUACUGAUUCAGGUGCAGCUGUUGGUUCAGGUGUUGUGGAUGGUUCAGGUACUGGUUCGGGUGCAGUGGAUGGUUCAGGUACUGGUUCAAGUGCAGCUGUUGGUUCAGGUACUGAUUCAGGUGCAGCUGUUGGUUCAGGUGUUGUGGAUGGUUCAGGUACUGCUUCAGGUGUAACUGUUGGUUCAGGUGCAGCUGUUGGCUCAGGUGCAGUGGAUGGUUCAGGUACUGGUUUGGGUGCAGUGGAUGGUUCAGGUACUGGUUCAGGUGCAGCUGUUGGUUCAGGUACUGAUUCAGGUGCAGCUGUUGGUUCAGGUGUUGUGGAUGGUUCAGGUACUGCUUCACGUGUAACUGUUGGUUCAGGUGCAGCUGUUGGCUCAGGUGCAGUGGAUGGUUCAGGUCCUGGUUCAGGUGCAGCUGUUGGUUCAGGUGCAGCUGUUGGUUCAAUUACUGGUUCAUGUGCAGCUGUUGGCUCAGCUGCAGUGGAUGAUUCAGGUCCUGGUUCAGGUGCAGCUAUUGGCUCAGGUGCAGUGGAUGGUUCAGGUCCUGGUUCAGGUGCAGCUGUUGGCUCAGCUGCAGUGGAUGGUUCAGGCCCUGGUUCAGGUGCAGUGGAUGCCUCAGGUACUGGUUCAGGUAUAGCUGUUGGUUCAGGUACUGGUUCAGGUGCAACUGUUGAUUCAGGUAUUGGUUCUGGUGCAGCUGUUGGUUCAGUGACUGGUUCAGGUGCGGUGGAUAAUUCAGGUACUGGUUCAAGUGUAGCUGUUGGUUCCAGUACUGGUUCAGGUACAGCUGUUGGUUCGGGUACUGGUUUAGGUGCAGCUGUUGGUUCAGGUGCAGUGGAUGGUUCAGGUACUGGUUCAGGUGCAGCUGUUGGUUCAGGUACUGGUUCAGGUGUAACUGUUGGUUCAGGUGCAGCUGUUGGUUCAGGUGUUGUGGGUGGUUCAGGUACUGGUUCAGGUGCAGUGGAUGGUUCAGGUACUGGUUCAGGUGCAGCUGUUGGUUCAGGUACUGGUUCAGGUGCAGUGGAUGGUUCAGGUGCAGUGGAUGGCUCAGGUACUGGUUCAGGUGUAACUGCUGGUUCAGGUGCAGCUGUUGGUUCAGGUGUUGUGGGUGGUUCAGGUACUGGUUCAGGUGCAGUGGAUGGUUCAGGUACUGGUUCAGCUGCAACUGUUGGUUCAGGUACUGGUUCAAGUGCAGUGGAUGGUUCAGGUGUAACUGUUGGUUCAGGUGCAGUGACUGGUUGAGGUGCACCUCUUGGUGCAGGUGCAUUAGUUGGUUCAGCCGCUGGUUCAGGUUGUUGUGGUGAUUCAGGUGAACUGGUGGUAUGUUGCUCAGAUGAUGGUACUUCUGAGUUAAUCUUUGGCCCAAAUGG